UGACGUCAAGACGCCAAGGAGCGUUCUGAACUAUAGCCGCUAACAAGCAGCCGAGGUCUCCCCCGCCUUGCCUUCUUCAGUUCUUAUCGGGAAGAUUUGUUUUACGGAACGGCCCGAAGCUGUCCGGGAAAACACGACUCGCCCUCGUAAAUUUCCGGCUAAGGUAGGUAGAAGCCGACCUCAUUCAUGCCAUUGACAGUACAGUACUAAAAAGAAAAAACCUGGAAAUCCCCGUCUCUUUCCGACAACUUUUCCGGAAAAGCCCGAGAUGCUCUAAGUAAGGAAAGGCGUGCUCUUUCUACGAGCUUUAACCGGAAAAACCCGAGGCUUUCCGAAGAUUCCCGAGAGGGGCCUUCCGGAGAUUCCCGAAGGGCUUGAGGUUUGGCCGGCGCCGGCGCUUGCUGCGUGAGAGGGAGACGACAACGGCGGCGGGAGGCGAUGAAGAGUGGCCGAGCCGGGAGUUCCUGAGGGGGCCGGGCCGGGCCGGGCCGGGCCAGGAGGAGCCGAAGCGCCCCAAAGGCGUCAUGGCGGCCAACAUGUACCGGGUGGGCGAUUACGUCUACUUUGAGAAUUCCUCUAGUAACCCCUACCUUGUCCGCCGUAUUGAGGAGCUCAACAAGACGGCCAACGGCAACGUGGAGGCCAAGGUGGUCUGUCUGUUUCGACGGCGUGACAUCUCCAGUAGCCUCAACAGCCUGGCCGACAGCAAUGCCCGAGAAUUUGAAGAAGAGUCUAAGCAGCCUUCAGUGUCUGAGCAGCAGCGGCAUCAGCUGAAGCACCGGGAGCUCUUCCUCUCUCGCCAGUUUGAGUCUCUGCCUGCCACCCACAUACGGGGGAAAUGUAGCGUUACGUUGCUGAACGAGACAGACAUCCUCAGCCAGUACCUGGAUAAAGAGGAUUGUUUUUUCUACUCGCUGGUCUUCGACCCUGUUCAGAAGACUCUCCUAGCUGACCAAGGAGAGAUCCGGGUCGGCUGCAAGUACCAGGCGGAGAUCCCCGAGCGGCUGGCGGAAGGAGAAUCCGACAACCGGAACCAGCAGAAGAUGGAGAUGAAGGUGUGGGACCCGGACAACCCCCUUACUGACCGGCAGAUCGACCAGUUCCUUGUGGUGGCUCGGGCCGUUGGCACCUUCGCUCGGGCCCUGGACUGCAGCAGUUCCAUCCGGCAGCCUAGUCUGCACAUGAGCGCAGCUGCUGCCUCGCGUGACAUCACGCUGUUCCACGCAAUGGACACGUUGCAGCGGAACGGCUAUGACCUGGCCAAGGCGAUGUCCACGCUGGUGCCUCAGGGAGGCCCCGUGCUGUGCAGGGAUGAGAUGGAGGAGUGGUCGGCUUCUGAAGCCAUGCUCUUUGAGGAGGCCCUGGAGAAGUAUGGCAAAGAUUUCAACGACAUCCGGCAGGACUUUCUCCCGUGGAAGUCCCUCGCCAGCAUCGUGCAGUUCUACUACAUGUGGAAAACCACAGACCGAUACAUCCAGCAAAAAAGGCUGAAAGCAGCGGAAGCUGACAGCAAGCUGAAGCAGGUGUACAUCCCCACCUACACAAAACCCAAUCCAAACCAAAUCAUCUCGGUGGGCUCCAAGCCUGGCAUGAAUGGAGCUGGCUUCCAGAAGGGGUUGACCUGCGAAAGCUGUCACACCACCCAGUCAGCACAGUGGUACGCCUGGGGUCCCCCCAACAUGCAGUGCCGUCUUUGUGCCUCCUGUUGGAUCUACUGGAAGAAGUACGGUGGCCUGAAAACCCCGACACAGCUGGAGGGAGCAGCCCGCAGUGUCACGGAGCCACACUCCCGGGGCCACAUGUCUCGGCCAGAAGCCCAGAGCCUCUCACCUUACACAACCAGUGCCAACCGGGCCAAGCUUCUAGCAAAGAACCGCCAGACCUUCCUCCUGCAGACCACUAAGCUGACCCGCAUCGCACGCCGCAUGUGCCGGGAUAUCCUGCAGCCGCGCCGUGCCGCCCGGCGUCCAUAUGCACCCAUCAAUGCCAAUGCCAUCAAGGCAGAGUGUUCCAUCCGGCUUCCCAAGGCUGCAAAAACACCCCUCAAGAUCCACCCUCUGGUGCGGCUUCCCCUGGCUACCAUUGUCAAGGAGCUAGCUGCGCAGGCCCCCCUGAAACCAAAAACUCCUCGAGGCACCAAGACGCCCAUCAACAGGAACCAGCUGACCCAGAACCGAGGCUUGGCUGGCAUUGUGGGCAAGCGAGCGUACGAGAGUGUGAGUGCGGCUGGGCUGUGGAAGGUGGCAGGGGGCGGGCUCCCCUUCUCGGCCAACGGGCGGCCCAUGACUUCCGGAAUGAGGUCGAGCACUCAGCCUGCCGUCAAGCGCCAGAAGCUGAACCCGGCCGACGCCCCCAACCCUGUCGUUUUUGUGGCUACCAAGGACACCAGGGCGCUCCGCAAGGCCCUGAGCCACUUGGAGAUGCGCCGUGCUGCCCGCCGUCCCAACCUGCCACUCAAGGUGAAGUCAGUGCUGCCCAUCCGGCCUGUGGUGGCCCCCCUGGUGCCUGUACCCCCCGCUCAUCCUGCCAGCACCAGCGAACCCAUCAUCCUGGAAGACUGAGUGCUCUUGCUUCUCUGGCACCCCCUCUAGGGUCCUUGUAGCCACCUCACCCGACACCAAGACCCCUUUCCCGCCCCAAGGCCUGUCUGGCCAAGGGAACGUCAAAGCUCCACUUGCUGAGCAUUCGCUGGGAUUGGAGCAGGCACGAGGGGGCAGCUCUUCUCCCCUCUCCCUCCUCAAAAGUGGAUACUGGACACCCUUAAUUCUCCUUUUUAUAUAUAUGUAUUUUUUAAUUUCCACAUUUUACCUUUUUUUACCCUCCCCCUGCCUUGACAGUUCAGACUUGCGUACAAAGCUGGCCUCUUCUCCCACCCCCUGCUCCUGGGCAACACUGUAAAUGCAAGUUGUGCCCUCUGUCUGUCUGUCUGUGUGUGUCUGUCUGUGUGUGUCUGUGUGUGUGUCUGUGUGUUUGGGGGUGGGAUGGGGUGGAGAGACCAUGGAGGGGACCCCCUUUCACAAUUCCUCCCAUUCCACCCCUGCAGCUAAUUUUCCUUCCUUCCUUUUUUUCCUUUGUCUCCCACCCCUCUUUUUCUUUAGUUGCCCUCUGUUCCCGUGUGCCCAUAUGUAUCUGGGAAAGGGGCUGACCCAGCUGUCUCUCAACAUGGCUACCCCUCUCCCCAUCCCACCCCCAGCCUUUGAUGAGCCCAUUUUUUGUACAUGGUUUGGAGAGGAAAAAGAGUCAGGUUUUUUUUAAGUCAACCUCUAACUGGUUCUUAUAGCAACAAAAUAAAUGCUGUUUUCUUCACACCUUUCUCUCCUGUGCGUGUGUGUGAGUGAGCAUUGCUUGGGGAUCUUGACUGGUUUGGGUAAACCUCUUGUGUGGUGGUGGUUCCUUACAGGGAUGCGGGCUACUGUUUCAGUUGUGAGAGUGGAUAGUCUAGACCUACAGAGGUUAUUCCACCACUACCUGCCCAUCUCUCUCCCUCUAGGCUGAGUAGGCAGGAAAUCCUGGAAUGGUCCUUUCUGGAUCCUACAAAUGCAGGAAGAGAAUGUUGCUCACAUCUUAGAUAGCUUAAGACACGCAGAGGCCACUUCGUAGUCUUUUUAUUAAAAUAAAUAUAUAGUAAGAGGGAGACCAGAAAUGUUGGUCCUUGGUUUGUCCACUAAAAUUUUGCUUUUGGACUUUGAAUUAUCCGCUGUUGUUUGUUCAGGACAGGAUAGAAACUUCAACAAUGGAUAAACAACAGGCUAUGAGGCCUAAUUUCACUUUUUUUUUAAGAAAUAAAAAUAAGUCCUCACUGUAC
This is a messenger RNA of Rhineura floridana, 3805 nucleotides long. It is a transcript of the gene MTA2, whose product is annotated as metastasis associated 1 family member 2. The transcript has 18 exons. Bases 525 to 2561 code for a protein of 678 amino acids. The record is from RefSeq and is a predicted model, not a curated record. Gene Ontology annotation, cellular component: NuRD complex; nucleoplasm. Gene Ontology annotation, biological process: negative regulation of transcription by RNA polymerase II. Lineage: Eukaryota; Metazoa; Chordata; Lepidosauria; Squamata; Rhineuridae. Gene Ontology annotation, molecular function: transcription corepressor activity; histone deacetylase binding; transcription coactivator activity.